GACGAGGCCUUACCCCGAAGAAGGAGUUACGGUGUUGAAUUAACCUGACUUCAGCGGUGCAUUCUACAUAACAGUCAGCGUUUUCCCAAAGCGAUGCUUCAGAUCAGGCACUGCAAAUUACUAGGGCUUUGUCCUUGAUGUUAAUCAUUUCAACACACCGAGAAGUUGAACUGGGAACCAAGAAGCAGUCUGACGUCAUUAAACAUGAGCAGGCUCCAGGCCUCUCCCGUCACAAUGGUCAACGGCCUCGACUCUGCGGAUCCCAGCCACGCUCUGUUCGACCGCUUUGUCCAGGCUCCGACGUGUAAAGAGACGCGGCAGAACUUCGCCGAACUCUGCCGCCACCUGGAGGUUGAGCCCAGUGACUACAAGCACUUCUACAGCAAGCUGAAGGACAGACUCAACUACUGGAAAGCCAAAGACCUCUGGCAGAAGAUCGACAAGAGGGGCGCCCAUGUGGACUACGAAGGGGGUCAGGCGUGUCAACGAAACAAGUGUUUAGUGCUGGGUGCGGGUCCGUGCGGUCUCAGGACAGCCAUUGAACUGGCUCUACUAGGCGCUCGGGUAGUUGUAUUGGAAAAAAGAGCGUCCUUCACGAGGAAUAACGUCCUGCAUUUGUGGCCGUACACGAUUCGAGACCUUCUCAACCUCGGGGCCAAGAAAUUCUACGGCAGGUUCUGCAGUGGAUCCAUUCAUCACAUAAGUAUCCGUCAGCUGCAGUUGAUUCUGUUGAAACUGGCCCUGAUUUUGGGGGUUGAGGUGCACACAGGUGUGACGUAUGAAGGUCUGCGGGAACCAUCGGGGCCCACAGGAUGGAGGGCACAGGUGUCUCCUGCGUCCCACGCGGCUGCUGAGUUUGAGUUCGAUGUUUUUAUUUCAGCUGGAGGGGGUCGAUUUGUGCCUGAUGGUUUUAAAAUAAAGGAGCUCAGGGGGCAGUUAGCCAUUGGUAUCACUGCGAACUUCAUAAACCGCCACACUAAACAAGAGGCUCAGGUGCAGGAGAUCAGCGGCGUGGCUCGAAUAUACAACCAGAAAUUCUUCCAAGCGCUUCAUUCUGAGAUCGGAGUUGAUCUAGAGAACAUUGUCUACUACAAAGAUGAUACUCAUUAUUUUGUGAUGACUGCAAAAAAGGGAAGUUUGUUGAAACAAGGAGUGAUAAAGCAGGACUUUUCGGAUGUCGGUCAGUUGCUAGCACCGGCGAACGUCAACCAGAAGGCCCUGCAGCAGUACGCCUACAGCGCCGCUGACUUCUCCACAGAUCACAUGCUGCCGGACCUGGAGUUCGCCGUGAACCAUGCGGGCCGUCCGGAUGUGGCCAUGUUUGACUUCACCUGCAUGCAAAGGGCAGAGAACUCCUCUCUGGUGAAGGAGAGGGAGGGCAAGAGACUGCUCCUCGCUCUGGUGGGAGACUCUCUAGUAGAGCCGUUUUGGCCUUUGGGUACCGGCAUUGCUCGUGGUUUCCUGGCUGCGUUUGACACAGCGUGGAUGGUCAGGAGUUGGGGAAAAGGUGUACCACCUCUAGAGGUGUUGGCAGAGAGGGAGAGUGUGUAUCAGUUACUCUCUCAAACGACUCCAGAAAACACCAGCAAGAAGUACGCCGCCUACAGCAUCGAUCCGUCCACACGUUACCCGAACGUCAACCUGUCCUCUAUCAGACCCAUGCAGAUCAAGCGUCUGUAUGACAAAGAGGAUGCUAAAGGCAACAAACAGAUAAAACCCCCCAUAAAUACUAAACCUAACAAAGACUCCAUCAGGCGUCUGGAGGAUCUGCUGUCCUGGUGUCAGAAGAACACUGCGGGGUACAAACAUGUGAAGGUGAAAGACCUGAGCGAGUCGUGGAGGUCCGGGAUGGCUCUCUGCGCUCUCAUCCACAACUUCAGACCUGAGCUCGUUGACGUGUCUUGUCUAGAUGAAUAUAACAUCACCGGGAACAAUAAUUUGGCCUUUGACCUGAUGGAGAGAGAGUUCGGCAUCACUCCGGUCAUGCGUGCCCGUGAAAUGACCACUUGCAGGAAAAUCGACCAGCUGUCUAUGGUCGCCUACCUCACACAGAUACGCAACGCUCUCACCGAGAGCGUACCCACACCAGCAGAGCGCUCAAACAGCCUCUCGCCCAACAGCAAGUCCCUCUCUCUGUCCAGAACCCGCUCGGUAGCCUUCUUCCUCAACACACUCAAGCGCAACUCCAUCCAAAAACGCAAGGACCGACUGGCAUCGGAGAAAGGACCGAGACAGCAAAAGAUGAAGGAGAAAGAGGAGGAGAAGAACGAGAAAGAGGAAAAACCUGCGGUGCCCGUGGAGCCCAUGGCCUCAUCGGAGACGGGCAGCAGUGAGCUCUGUUAUUUCUGUAACAAGCAUCUAUAUGUACUGGAGAGAGGAAGCGCUGAGGGCAAGUUCUUCCAUCGCAGUUGUUUCAGUUGUUAUCAGUGCAGCUCUACUCUGCGGCAGGGAGGAUACACUUUUCACUCCGACACGGGGAGGUUCUACUGCGAGCUGCACUCAGCAGCCGAGGAAGAGGAGGGUGAUGAAGGUCACAGAGGCUCACAGAACCAAAUUGAAAAUGGUCUUAAUGUGAAGGAAAAAGAGAGCAACGGUGAAACCGUGGAGAUUACAUCCCCACCUCCACACGUCUCCGUGAGACGGAAGGGCUCCUACAAGAUCUCCGUUGACCCAGACUUUGAAGAAUCGAAUGAGUGUCCCACUCCCACAGAGCAAGAAGACCAACCUCCAUCCAGCUCUCAUGAAGCGAACGCCCCCUCAGAGCUCACAGGCAUCGAGGACCCCCAUAAUAAGAGCAGUCCGUCCGUUCCGGUGCCGGCCCCUCGACCGUCCAGAGUUCCGCUCCCAAAGCCUCGCACAGUUCAUAAUGUGGUGCCUCACGAGGAAUCGGAGCAGAACCAAGAGGAAACCCCGGAAUCCAAAUCCAAACCGUCGCUGCGUAAACUCCAGCUGAGCGAAGAUGAGAAGGCCGAGCUGCUCAGCCAGGAUUCAGACUCGGAGACGCCCGCCUCGUCCUCCGCCGCCUCCACCUCCUCUUCCUCCAAGCAGCAGGAAGGAGGAGAGGAGGAGGGUUACUCGAGCGGAGGCACCGCCACCGGGAUGAGCCUGAGGGACCAGCGCAACCGCCGAUGCGUGAGGAGGAAGAGCGAGCCGCCGCCUUCUGCGCACUUGCAGCACGGAAAGAUGCGCUCCAAGUUUUCCCCGUGGAAUCUGUCCUCACCUCGACUGCAGCAGCGCUUCAGCGUCCUCCGAGUCGCACCUCCAGAACAAGCUGAAAUAGAUAAUUAUGUAUCAGAAGAUGAUAAUGAAGAAGGUGUUGACGAUGACGAAGAGGAGAAUGAAGAGGAUCUUCAAGGAGAAAACCAUUAUUUGGAUUGCAAGGGGGCUGAUUUUGAGAUUUCCGAGUCAGAGAAACGUGACCUAAAGAGGAUGAAAACUCUGGAGCGAAAAGCAAGGAUGAGCGAAAUCCAGCGCUUCCACAAAGCUCAGACGAUUCAGAGACGGCUGGAUGAGAUAGAAGUGACCUUUAAAGAGCUGGAGGAGAAGGGAGUGGAGCUGGAGAGAGCUUUGAGAGGAGAGGCUGGUUCAGACCCUGAAACGAUUGAUCAGUGGAUUGAUCUGGUCCAGGAGAAGAACAAUCUACUCUCGGAGGAGUCGGAUCUCAUGGUUGCGUCUCGACAGCUGGAGCUGGAAGACAAACAGAGCAUGCUAGAGAUGGAGCUGCGGAGAUACAUGGAAAUGGAUGACUCUGAGAAGACGCCUGAACAGCGAGAACAUGAGAACCAGAUCCUGCAGGAGAUGCUGGACGUGGUGGACAUGAGGGAUUCGCUGGUGGCCUUUCUGGAGGAGAAGAGGUUGAAGGAAGUCAAUGAUGAACUGCUGGGGAACUCAGUGCUGGAGGCCAAGAGACAUUCAACCGCAGCAUCCCAGGUGCUCUGGGAGUGAGACGCCACAACACACGCUUUUUCUGAACGCUACAACACCUUAACAGAGUAGUUCACCGUAAAGCUCAUCAUUUAGACACCCUCAUGCCUUUACAAACAUUCAGCGAAACAAAAGAAAGAAAAGUUGCGCAAUGUUCUCUUUUCCAUACAAUAAAACCGAAAGGUCUGGCAAACAUCUCGAAGGACAAAAUGCACCAUUAAAUCAUCGUGAAAGCAGAAUGUGAAAAAGAAAGAAGCAGUAGAAAGCCAAUGCUUAAUGUGAAGUUUUAUUAGGCUUAUUUAUUAGUUUUAGAAGUUGUUUUCCGUCUCAAAUCGCCGCUUUGUUUACUUUCAGUAAUGCCAAAAAUACAACGCUUCUCAUGUGCCUCAUAACCGGUUUUGCAGCGCUUAAAAUUUUCAGCCUCGACAGCUCACGGUUUACUUUUACAGCACAGAAAAUAGAAAGAUACAAUACAGGUUUGCUUCGACAAGAGGGUGAAUAAAUGAUGGCGGGUUAUUUAUUUCUGGGUGAACUGUCUCUUUAAAGACUCACUUCUGUCACACAAUAUGAAAAACACAGUGACUUGCAGGCACAAACGCAUACAUUGCACGUCUCCGUGCAAAGACUCUGCUCUUGAAAACCAAAGAGUUUAACGCAUCUGCGCACACAAAUUUAUGACGCCGAAGCCAGCCGCUACGGUCUCGCUCCAACAGAAACACGCUUUUAAAUGGAUAGAGAAACGAUGUGGAAGUGCACAUCCACCCCAGCCUUCACUGCCCGGACAAGGCCUUUGACGAGACCAGCAACGGUCUCACACUCGAACACACAGACUUCACUGGGGCAGACUGUGUUGCAUCUCGCACUUUUUAUAAGAGUCUAUAAAGGUCACGUAUGUUCUAGAUAUCAAAGCUCAUUUCUGACGCGCAGUUUGAAAAACUUAGUUUUCAUCUCACACUUUUGAAAGAUUAAAAAAAAUCAGAUGUGAAGCCAAAACUGCAAGAUGCAGUUAGGAGGGGGAAAAAAAAAAUUAGAAUCGCGGGAGCAUUCAGGCUUGGAAAGGUAAAUGUGACUUUAUCUCACAAUUCUGAAUGUUUGCUUGUGAAAUGUAGUGAGAAUUCUAAGAAUAAAAGUCGGAAUUCCUUGGUUAAUCGCUGCUUUUGAUCUCGGAAUUCUAUUCGGAAUUCUAUCCGUGAAGUGCGAACUUGGAACUCGGAGAUUUAAACUCAAGUUUGUCGUUUGCAUUUGCAGGAAAGAAACUUGCAGUUGUGAGAAAAAGAGUGGCAGAAAUAAGCUUCCGUACAUAACGUCCUCAUUAAAAGAUAUUAUAUAAAGAUAUUUACAUAUUUAUGAUGUCGUAUUUGGCAGAAACGGUGUAGCCGGAUGCCAGUAUCAUGUCUUAAACGGCACUUGCAUUGUAUAAUUAUUGAAUAUAUUACAGCUUUGCAAUUCAAUAUCACGAGGAGCUUUUGUGCAAUGUGCAAUUAUUAAUUUUUUUCCCUUGUAAGUGAUUGUAUUUUGUUAUUCUUCUGAAAUCCACACGUUGUUAUUAUUAUUAUAAGUUUUGAUAUUUUCUGCAUGAUCAUGAUUUUGACUCUCAGGGGUACAUCUGCUUGGACUGCUUUCCAUUUAUAUAUUUCUAAUUUCGUAUAUUUGCCUAUCAUUCUUCGAAAGUGUUUGCACAGUACGUAAUACAAGCUCAUGAAUUCAUUUGGGGAGAGACAAAGAAGCCGAAAGCCUGCUUUCCUUUGCUGUAUGAAAUUCCCACGGAGAAUUAUUACUUUGGUCUUUUUUUGUGUUGAUAAAGUGAUUUUCGUUUUUUCAGCACUCGAGAAUAAUUAGCGGCAUUAAUUCUUGUCAGAGAGGAAUUUUGUGCUCGUGUUUUGGGAACAGUGGUGUAAUAUUUGCAGUUUGUUUUUGCUCCCUGAUUGUAUUUUUCUUUAAAUACGUUCUCUCUCUCACAUACACACACACACACAUUACAUACACAUCAGCGGUUUCUUUUCUAUGGGGACAGUGAUUCACUCAAUAUGCUAAUAAAAUAUCUAGCACUUUA
This is a messenger RNA of Puntigrus tetrazona (Sumatra barb), 5977 nucleotides long. RefSeq names its product microtubule associated monooxygenase, calponin and LIM domain containing 1 (gene mical1). Bases 205 to 3945 code for a protein of 1246 amino acids. The record is from RefSeq and is a predicted model, not a curated record. The transcript has 24 exons. Gene Ontology annotation, molecular function: FAD binding; protein binding. Lineage: Eukaryota; Metazoa; Chordata; Actinopteri; Cypriniformes; Cyprinidae.